AUGCAGCUCUUCCGGAAGUUCCUGGACCGGCGCUACGAGUCGCUGCGCCAGGCCUUCCGCGCCCUCAGCGCCGCAGGGGGCGCAGGACGCGAUGCGAGGUUCGACCGGACGGACCUCGCCGCCGUGCUCCGCGCGAACUGCGCGGGGGUGAGCGAGGACCAGGUUGACGAGAUCUUCCGUCGAUUCGACUCCAGCGGCAGCGGGGACGUGUCGUACCCCGAGUUCUGCGCGGUCAUGUCCCAGAGCGCCGUCUUCGGGGGGCACCUGGACAGGCAGACCUUCCGGGACCCCCCGCCGCGGGCCGGCGCCGCGGGCCCGGCGGGCGGCUGGGCGCCGGCGGCGCGCGCGGACUUCCGCCCGCCGCGCGGCUUCCAGCCGCCGCCGAGGAGCGCCGCCGUCGGCUUCCAGCCGCCUCCGAGGAGCGCUGCGCCCUUCUGA
This is a messenger RNA of Prorocentrum cordatum, 438 nucleotides long. The record is from the annotation of a GenBank genome assembly. NCBI's taxonomy places the organism in Eukaryota, Dinophyceae, Prorocentrales, Prorocentraceae.